This is a messenger RNA of Prunus armeniaca (apricot), 264 nucleotides long. Lineage: Eukaryota; Viridiplantae; Streptophyta; Magnoliopsida; Rosales; Rosaceae. The record is from the annotation of a GenBank genome assembly.
AUGGGGAAAUCUUGGUCAGACAACGGUGUACUGAGCACAAGUACAGGCAAACAUCUAAAGGCAACUAGAACGGGAAAACUGGCCAACCACCUGUGUAGUCAAACCGGGCAGGUGGCUAGAGAAAUCUUGGUCGGGCAACUAUGUACUAAGCACAGGUACAUGGGAACAUCUAAAGGCAACAAGAAUGGGGAAAUUGGCCAACCACCAGUGCAGUCAAACCACGCCGUUGGCUGGGGAAAUCUUGGUCGGACAACUGUGUACUGA